Molecule: messenger RNA, 2524 nt
Organism: Nerophis ophidion (straightnose pipefish)
Lineage: Eukaryota; Metazoa; Chordata; Actinopteri; Syngnathiformes; Syngnathidae
Gene: dync1li1
Product: dynein, cytoplasmic 1, light intermediate chain 1
Exons: 13
Coding region: 57-1508 (483 amino acids)
Biological process (GO): microtubule-based movement; microtubule cytoskeleton organization
Cellular component (GO): centrosome; cytoplasmic dynein complex
Molecular function (GO): dynein heavy chain binding
Source: RefSeq, a predicted model, not a curated record
CCCCCCCCCUUCUUUUCUACAUCCGGGCACUUUGCUCCGUUGCCAACCCUGUGAAGAUGGCGACCGCUGGGAGGAGUGCAUUAUUAUCCUCCGCCUUGACGGGCUCCAAGGGCGCACUGGAGAGCUGCAACCCGGAGGAGGAUGACGGACAGAACUUGUGGUCGACUAUCUUGAGCGAGGUGUCCACGCAUUCGAGGUCCAAGCUUCCGUCCGGGAAAAAUGUCCUGGUUAUGGGGGAGGUUGGCUCGGGAAAGACCACCUUGGUUGCCAAGCUACAAGGAGUUGAAGAGUACAUGAAAGGGCGAGGUCUAGAAUAUCUCUACAUCAGUGUCCAUGACGACGACAUCGAUGACCACACGAGAUGCAACGCCUGGGUGUUAGACGGAGACCUUUACCACAAAGGUCUACAGGGGGUGGCUGUGCCGGUGGAUGCAAUCAGCAACACGUUGCUGCUGAUAACGGUUGACAUGUCGCGGCCGUGGAACGCCUUGGACUCGCUCCAGAAGUGGGCCGCCGUCGCUAGGGAACACGUCGACAAACUGCGGGUCCCCCCGGAAACGCUGCGGGAGCUGGAGCUCAGACUUGUAAAGCAGUUCCAGGAGUACACAGAGUGCGGCGAGGACGGGACCCCGCAGAGGAGAGGCGAGGAUGAGGAGAGUGUACUGCUGCCGUUGGGAGACAACACACUCACGCACAACCUGGGUAUACCAAUGGUGGUGGUGUGCACCAAGUGUGAUGCCAUCAGCACGUUGGAGAAGGAGCACGACUACAGAGACGAACACCUGGACUUUAUCCAGUCCUACAUCAGACAGUUUUGUUUGCAAUACGGAGCGUCUCUUAUUUACACAUCAGUGAAGGAGAUGAAGAACCUGGACGUGCUAUAUAAAUAUCUUGUCCACAGACUUUACGGCUUUCCAUUCCACUGCCCUGCACAAGUAGUGGAAAAAGAUGCAGUCUUCAUUCCCUCAGGUUGGGACAAUGAAAAGAAGAUUGCAAUACUUCAUGAGAACUUCCAAACAAUAAAGGCGGAUGACGGGUUUGAGGACGUAAUUGUCAAACCACCAGUCAGAAAGAUUGUACAUGAAAAGGAAAUUCAAGCUGAAGAUGACCAAGUGUUUCUGGUAAAAUUGCAGUCGCUGCUCUCCAAACAGCCUGCUGUCACCGUAGGCCGACCAGUGGACACAACCACCAGAGCCCCCAGCGGUUCCCCCAGGACCAGCAAUCGUUCGGCAGCGGCCAACGUGGCCAACGCCAUGCCUCAGUCGGGUCAGACCAGUGAGGGUGUCUUGGCCAACUUCUUCAACAGCCUACUGACGAAGAAAGCGGGGACAGGAGGACCUGGGACGCCGGCUGGUGGGAACAACACGCCAGGGACUGUACGCAAGUCAGGCUCCAAGCUGGGCCUGAGUGAUGUACAAGCAGAGCUGGACCGCAUAGCCAACCGGGAGACGGACUUGGACUUGCCCAACGCCAACGAGACCCCUGCCACCGAGGGCCAAGACACAUGAAGACCAACCCGCUUCAAUCCCCCCCGCUCUUCCUUCCUUCCCUCCUCCACCUCUUUUGCCCUCCCUCUCUCUGCUUUGUCUCACAGAUAUAUGCAAGGGAACCAGGGGAGUAGGGGAAAAGGACCAAAAUGGACACCUAGUUUUCUCUCCCUGAUAUCUUUCAUCUUCCACAAGGAGAGUUCUCCUCCAUCCAAACAGUACCCUCACCCUUCCCAUCCCACCCACCGUUUUCUUUCCUGGUUCUUACACUGAGGAUGUGUCACAAGAUGGGGAGGAGGGACCAGUGCGGGAGAUGUAGGCUCCAUUGAUGUUUGGGAAUGUCCGCAUUUGCUCGCCUGGAAGUGAAGGUGUUUUAUCCAUCCAUUAAUUGUGAUGGUUCAUGUUUUUUUUUGUUGUUUUUUAUGCUAGAACCUGCUGAAGGACACGAGUUGAAGAAACUGCACUUAGAUACUAGGGAUGUUCGGCCAGUGGUUAUGUGGAGGAGGAGAUUCAGAACAAAAAAUGGAUGUCUGGAACAUUUUUUUUUAAGAAGGGACAAACGUGUGUGUGUUUGUGUAUGUAUGUAUGUAUGUAUGUAUGUGUGUGUGUGUGUGUGUGUGUGUGUGUGAAAAUGAAGGACAUGAGUGCAACAUAUGUGGGAAGGAUUUCUGCCUAUUUACAAACCAAAAAGCAAAACAAAAAACAAAACUAUGCUUUUGACACUACACUCUCUGAAAGACACUAUUCCCACAAUGUAAACAUGACAAAUAUCACUGCAUGGUGCACACAUUUGACUUUGGACCCAAGUCCCCUGGUGAUAGACAGGCGGUGCACCGCAUCAGGCGGCGUGAGCUUUAUUCCCGCCGCUGGUUCCAUACUCGCCGCAGGCAGGGAGGAGGGGGUUAGAUGACGAUGGGGUCAUGUCAAGAAUGUACAGCCAUGGUCUCGCUGAUUGGUCUCCUUAUUUCAGAGCUCUGUGUUGGCGUUUGUAUUAUCAGAUCUGUCAAUCAGUCAAAUAAAAGGUGUAUUUAUUCGGA